Dictyostelium purpureum is the source of this 1458-nucleotide messenger RNA. RefSeq lists its product as uncharacterized. Gene Ontology annotation, molecular function: dipeptidyl-peptidase activity; serine-type exopeptidase activity. Gene Ontology annotation, biological process: proteolysis. The record is from RefSeq and is a predicted model, not a curated record. Bases 1 to 1458 code for a protein of 485 amino acids. NCBI's taxonomy places the organism in Eukaryota, Evosea, Eumycetozoa, Dictyosteliales, Dictyosteliaceae. The transcript is spliced from 3 exons.
AUGAAUAAAUCAAUUUUUAUUUUAGUGUUAGUUUUAUUAGGAUUAAUAAACUCAAUUGAUGCCAAAAGAGGCUUCAAUGCACACAGAGAUCUCAGAAGACCAUUACGUACCCAAAAAAUCGACAGUGGUUUAGAUUUAUCUGCAAUCAACUAUCAAUGGUUCACCCAAAAUGUUGAUCAUUUCAACAUUGUUAACACUGAUACUUUUCAACAAAGAUAUUUAAUUAAUGACCAAUAUUAUGAUGGCACUGGUCCAGUUUUCAUUAUGAUUAAUGGUGAAGGUCCAAUGGGUCUUGAUACUGUUACUGGUUUACAAUUUGUUGUUUGGGCUAAACAACUCAAUGCCUUAAUUGUUAGUUUAGAACACAGAUAUUAUGGUGCUAGUUUUGUAACAUCAGAUUUAUCAUUAGAUAAUUUACAAUUUUUAAAUAGUCAACAAGCUUUAGCUGAUAAUGCAGUCUUCAGAGAAUUUAUUGCUCAAAAAUAUAAUAUUCCAUCAACUACCAAAUGGGUCUCAUUCGGUGGCUCAUAUUCAGGUGCUUUAACCUCAUGGUUUAGAAUUAAAUAUCCACAUUUAGUUGAUAUCACAAUCGCUUCAAGUGGUCCAGUUAACCCAGAAGUUAACUUUUAUCAAUAUUUACAAGUCGUUCAAAAUUCAUUACAACAAACUAACGGUGGUGCUGAAUGUGUUCAAAACAUUGCUAUUGCCACUGAUAAAGUCCAAUCACUUCUUCAACAAGACAACUAUGGUGGUGUCGAAACAUUAUUCGACUUAUGUUCACAAUUAGAAAACGCUAAUGAUGUUGCCAACUUUAUGAACUCAUUAGCUGGUAAUUUCAUGGGUGUUGUUCAAUACAACAAUGAAGAACCAGGUCAAGUUAACACUCAAAACCUUUGCGAUAUCAUGACCAACAACACUCAAGAUCCAUUAACCAACUACAUCCAACUUUGGAACCAAUUUGCUGGUGGUGAAUGUGUCGAUGUUUCAUAUUCAAGUUUAGUCGCUGAAAGUCAAAAUAUUACCAACGAUGCUACUGCUAUUGGUGGUCGUAUGUGGAUGUACCAAACCUGUACCGAAUUUGGUUACUACCAAUCAUCAGAUGGUGCAUCAUCAACCCAACCAUUUGGUGAUCUCUUUGGUUUCGCUUUCCAACUUCAACAAUGUGCCGAUAUCUUUGGCGUUCCAAACAUGGCUCCAAAUACCAAUUGGACUUUAACCGAAUAUGGUGGUCUCAGUCCAGCUCCAUCAUCCAUCACCACCACUUUAUACGUAAAUGGUCUUAUUGAUCCAUGGCACGCUCUUGGUAUCACUCCAGUUAGUGUACCAUCAAUCAAAAACAGUCUUUUAAUUACCGGAACUGCUCAUUGUGCUGAUAUGAUGAUCCCAACCUCUGUCUCACCAUCAACUUUAGCUCCAGCUCAACAAACCAUUUUCAACUUUAUUAAAAACAACUUAUAA